Talpa occidentalis (Iberian mole) is the source of this 803-nucleotide messenger RNA. RefSeq names its product protein kish-A-like. Gene Ontology annotation, biological process: intracellular transport; protein secretion. NCBI's taxonomy places the organism in Eukaryota, Metazoa, Chordata, Mammalia, Eulipotyphla, Talpidae. The transcript has a single exon. Bases 24 to 242 code for a protein of 72 amino acids. The record is from RefSeq and is a predicted model, not a curated record.
GCUGGGGCUUCGCCAGCCUCACUAUGUCUGCCAUUUUCAAUUUUCAGAGUCUUCUGACUGUAAUCUUGCUGCUUAUAGGUACCUGUGCUUACAUCCAAUCUUUGGCACCGAACAUCCUGGACAGAAAUAAAACUGAAUUGUUGGGUAUAUUUUGGAAGUGUGCCAGAAUUGGUGAACGGAAGAAUUCUUAUGUAACAGUGUGCUGUAUAGUGAUAGCCUUCAGCAUCCUCUUCAUAAAGUAGCUUGGCAAAAUGCCAGAAUCUAACAGCGAUCAGAUUUCAAUGUAUAAAAGGACUUAUCAACAGAAAAUAAUGGAAAGAAUGGUUUACCCUUUUAUCUUGGAACACUGAAUGAGAUAAAUUUCCAGUUGCUGUUCUCUAUUUCUUGUUAUUGGACCAAAGUUCUAUAUAAAUAAUUAGGAUAUAAUCAUUUAAUACUGAAGAGUUUACUAUGUCUGUAACAACCUCAGUACUGUCACUACAAUAUUGCAUUCUGCAAAUGUCAUUCUGUUGUAUCGGACACCAGCUUUUGGUAAGGUAUCUCAGAGCGCAUAGUAGGAAAAAAAUUGGUAAAUAGCUCAAGUUUCUUUCACUGUGAUUUGGAAAUGAUAAAUCUUUAUAGAAUGAGACUUUUUGGACUAAGAUUUUUUAAUGAAAAAAGUUUCAAUUUGUGUUGGUAAGGAUUGCAUUCAUAUUUAAUGUAAUGUUUGCUUUUUUUCUGGCCACACCAUUUCAAGCAUGAACCAGAGUACCACUAUGCUUAACAAACUUUCUACUUUACUGCAGGUGUUUAAACAAUUUACA